Molecule: messenger RNA, 1068 nt
Organism: Paramisgurnus dabryanus
Lineage: Eukaryota; Metazoa; Chordata; Actinopteri; Cypriniformes; Cobitidae
Product: coiled-coil domain-containing protein 152
Source: RefSeq, a predicted model, not a curated record
AAUACUAUAUAAAAAUAUUAAUGGACUUUGUAGCAGGCCGUGUGAAACGCCCUUUAGACGUGUUUGGCUUUAUGCUGUGCUGCGCUGUCUGAUCAACGCGUCUGACAUAAAGUAUCGCGAGAGCAAUUCAAAAGUUGUGAUCUCGCGGUACUUUUUUGUCAUAUGCCGAUCAGACUGCCAAACUAAUCUGCUGACGGGUACUUUAAUUUAAAAAUAAAAAUAAAAUAGAGUUUUAAACGUCGCCUAUUUAAUUACUUGUUACUUAGACCUCCAUCAUGAAAAAGGCGACUUCCGUCGACCUGGAUAAAAUUAUUACAGAUUUCAUCCAGCUGGAACAUAAAAUAAUCGAGAUGAAAGGGGGAAAUACUAAACUUGAGAUACAGCUGGACGAGACUAGCAGACUUUUAAAACUGGCCCAGAACAAGGAGAAACAGUUAAUUGAAGAGAAAGAUGGACUUUUAGAAACUGUCAAAGUUCUUCAGCAAACCGUACAACAACAGUGCGACCUCAGAGUUGAAAAUCAGAAACUGAAGAGUGCAGCUCUUCAGAUGAAGAAAGAAAAUGAAGUCAAACUAGAGGAAAACAAGGCUCAUGUUCAGAGACUGGAAGCUGAGAUGCGAGCUUUGAAAAAUCAACACCAGAGGGAGUUAGCCGACUUUGCAAAAGAAACACAGAGGAGACUGGAAGCUAAAGAUGCCGAAAUGAAAGUUGCUCUUGAGAAAAACAGAUGUGCUUUGGAGCAGAUGAGGACGCAGAUCAGGGAAAAAGAGACAGAAAAGCAAAGUCAAAUCAUUAAACUUCAAAUGGAGUUUGGUGCUAAGCUUGCGAGGGCCCAGAGCAUGACAGUAAAGAAUCAGACACAUACACAAGCAUCCAGCCCUCUCCCACAAAACAUCUUUAAAAGAAAGCUCCAGUUCAUUCAGGAGGAGAAAAACAAAGAGAUUGAGGCCCUGCGUCAGAGGGUGCGAGAACUGGAACAGCAGAGCCUCCAUGGGGUGAUAGGCUCUCAUCAGAAGAGAAGGAAAAACUAAUUUGUUUGGAUCUGCCCAUUGUGACAUGUUAUGGGCC